Molecule: messenger RNA, 1372 nt
Organism: Cantharellus anzutake
Lineage: Eukaryota; Fungi; Basidiomycota; Agaricomycetes; Cantharellales; Hydnaceae
Exons: 1
Coding region: 391-981 (196 amino acids)
Source: RefSeq, a predicted model, not a curated record
CGCUAAAACAUUCGGCGAAGGGACGGAAAAAUUAUUUGCUGUGACCACAUGAGCUAAUAAGGCCGGAUUCAAAGUGAUCGCAGAAGCAGAGACAGAUUGGUCCCAAUCUAGAAAGGCCGAAGCUCUGAACGGAAGGGGCAAAAUUGACUUUGAGCGAAAAAAAUGACGUAUCCCAUCAGGGAUCUCCUAAGGAAGGAGCCUUGAUCUGGAAAACCCAAUGCAAAAUGUAAUUUGUGAUGAGAAACACAUUAGAACCCCUUCCAACAUCGAUCCUCCUGCAGCCCAAAACUCCUCCAGGACUGCAGGCUUCGAUAUCAACUUCUACCUCUUUAUUCCCGCCCGCACCGGAACUCGGAAAGCAGGACUCGGACAUCGUCCUCUGCCUCAUCAAUGACCUUCCAGACGGAUCAUCAAGUCCAAUAUUUCAAGGGGUGUCAGUUAAACCCGUCCCUUUACUCAAGCUUCGGACCCUUGUUUACCUGGACGGGGCGAUACCCCGUCGCGACAUUGCCCGUGGUUGGAUUUCUACGUGGAAUCAGUAUACCACUUAUAGCCUGUUCCAACCAAAAUUUUCCGCUGUGCCCACAUACCACCAAGGUUGAGGUACGUCUGAGGUCCCGUAUCAGAUUGAGGGCUGGAACUCUGUUCGAUGCUCCAUUGCUCCCAUUCUUCAGAGGAUUCACCCAUCUCAGAGCCCUUCGCUCAACUAGCCCCACGGCGGAAGACCGGGUAAUACCCCGUGCAGGCAUAUUUGGCGAUGUUGAGAACAAAUCGAGUGUGACCUUCGAAAGAGCCACCGCAUUUGUCAGUGUAGACAUUGGAAAGAGAGGGAGAGAGAUUCAAGGGCAAGGAAUCGGGCGAGGAAUCCAUGGACUCGUGGAUUUAAUUAAGGCCAGACACAAUCUGGUGCUACUUACCUGCUUGCUUUGCACGAUGAGCGGCUACGGCGAAAGCUUCAAUAUCAUGGUUCUGGCUUCUUAGGCCUGGGUAUGCAUCGCUGAACGGAAUGGCAGAGGGACGGCGGAGUUGUCGGGUCAUCCACCUCCCUUAGGAAUCGCAACAGAGCUUUCAAGCACCUGGCAUCCUAUCGUCGCCGCAUAAAUUUUGAUGCUCAAGCACCAGUUCUAUAUCUCGGGGCCAACUGAAUCCAUCCCUUGGAUGCGGACGAAGUCGAUGACGCGUUUCAGGUGAAGACCACUAUUUUCUAGACUGAUAUGACCUUGUGCGUCCGCGGCUGUGACCUCAGCACAUAUCAAUCCAACACCAUGCAUGGUAAGGCUCUUAGAAUGAAGAGAAUAUGGUCAUACUUACUCGAAGUUGGACGAGGUGGGUCAACAUAACUGCACACACACACAAGUACCUACAAUAGUUC